AUGGCAACCAUCAAGCCCAUCGAGGCGCGUUCAGUACAUCAAAUCCAAUCUGGGCAAGUCAUCGUCGAUCUUUGCUCCGUUGUCAAAGAGCUCGUCGAAAACAGCCUCGACGCGGGUGCCACGAGUGUGGAAGUUCGUUUCAAGAAUAACGGACUCGAUUCUAUUGAAGUACAGGAUAAUGGAAGUGGGAUCUCCCCUUCCAAUUACGAGAGCCUAGCUCUCAAACACCACACAUCUAAGCUAGCAAAGUAUGACGAUCUUUCCUCGCUGCAAACGUUUGGGUUCAGAGGCGAAGCACUGUCCUCGCUUUGCGCCUUGUCGACGUUCUGUGUUAUUACUGCACUGGCGGAGGAAGCUCCCAAAGGGAAGAAGCUGGACUUCGACUCGUCUGGAAGGUUGCAGGGUACAUCAGUCGUCGCAGCUCAAAAGGGCACAACGGCAGUGGUUGAGGGCCUUUUCGAACAGCUGCCUGUUCGAAGGAAAGAACUCACGAAGAACAUCAAGAAGGAGUAUGGGAAGGUUCUGGGCCUGCUACAUGCUUAUGCGUGUAUCUGUACCAAUGUGAAGUUCACAGUUAAGAGCGCCAUGCCAAAGGGGAAGAACGCUACUGUUUUUGCAACCAAAGGGAACCCAACAACAAGGGAGAAUAUAGCGAACGUCUAUGGCGCCAAAACGCUAUCAGCUUUGGUAUCCCUGGAUUUGCAGCUAGAUUUUCAACGCACUACAAUUCAGAACAAAGACGCAGAUGAUUCUCACCAUAAGAUCCUCGUUAGGGGCCAUAUCUCCCGUCCGGUCUUUGGGGAAGGCAGACAAACUCCUGAUCGACAGAUGUUCUUUGUCAACGGGAGACCUUGUGGCUUACCGCAGAUUGCGAAAGCUUUUAACGAAGUUUACAAGUCGUUCAACGUUUCGCAGUCACCGUUCAUCUUUGCUGAUUUAGAAAUGGAUACAAAUGCGUAUGACGUGAACGUAUCUCCGGAUAAACGCACCAUCAUGUUGCACGAUUCAGCUGCCCUUGUAGAGACGUUGAAGUCUUCCCUGACAGAGCUCUUUGAUCAGCAAGAACAGACCGUGCCACAGUCUCAAUUCCAGACUUCUCAUAUGCCAGCUUACAGGCAGCUGACAAUCGCGCGCGAGUCCACUAUGGAUUCUACUGAGAGCAAUCGUACUAAUACAGCAUCACCACCCACGAUGGGAUCACCAUCUCAAGAGGAGGAUGGCAAGCAACCGAGCUUUCUGCAUGAUUUCUUUCGAAAUCAGGCAAGCACGAGAGAGGAGCCGAAGGUAAAUAUUUCGGAUGCUGCACGGUCGAGUAGCAAGAAGAAGCUUCUCAAAGCUGGGGAAGAAGAGCCAAAUGACGGUCGUAGGCUGGGCCAAGAUGAAGACAUGGUAGAGUCACAAAAUCAGGAUACAUGUUCGGGUCAUGAGCUUGUGGAGCAUGUUAACGACAUCCGAGUCCGGGACUUCAACCAGCGUCUUACCGAGCAACAAGCAAGAGCCGCAGACCAGCAGCCGGCUCCCGUCGCGGCAACAGAGCAGGAUAACACGCUAUUAUCGCCUCCGGUGGUGCCACCUCCACGAUCUAAUGCCGUUCAAAACGCUUUCGAUCGAAUAAGGCAUCCUCGACCAGCGGCGGAGGUGGCUACAAUUACCAUAGGCGAGAAGACGAUUACUACCAUGGUUGGCACUCAGUCACACAAACCCAUCUCGACAAGGACUGAAAUAGGGGCGAAGAUCCUCAAGAGCAGGCACGCUGCUCCUGCAUCAACUCAGGCCUUCACUCAACGACUAAAAGGAUUCGCAGCCCCCGGGCUUUCAAAUGCACUAGGGGAUGCCGAAAAUAGUAAAGAGGCGGAUGCGCGGGAUCAGAAGCGGAAUAUGACAUCGAAUAUCGAUAAUGAGUCACAUUUAGAAGAGAAUUCUGUGAGCGUUUCUGCAGAAGACGAUGAUGAUAGCGAAAUUGAAGUUGAUGACGAUGUCGAAAGCGAAGACAAUGCUCGUAUUAGUGAGGAGGAAUCAGUCGUAUCUCCGCAGAGUGACACAAAUGGAGAAUAUAUAGAUGAAACAGACAAGAGGGCGCAAGAUGACGCCACAGUAGCGGAGCUUAUACGUGCGGCCGAGGAGAAAGCGGCAUCGCUCAAUAUGAACAAUUUCAGGGGAGGAAAUAAAGCUCUGAAGAGCAGAUUCCGCAAGGACUCGACGACAGAGCUUCAAGUCAGAACUGCAACGACUGUCAGGCAAGCCCAGGAGUUGACAAAGCGCUGGGAGCUGACUGUCAAAGACAUCGCAGGAAAUGGGAUCAUGCUGGAGAGCGAAGAUACUGCCGAUGAUGGAGGGAACGAAGAGGACCGUCUGGCUCUUACCGUCUCGAAAACUGAUUUUUCGAACAUGCAUAUUGUCGGUCAGUUCAACUUAGGCUUCAUUCUCGCUGUGAGAACUCCAGCGGACGCCGAUGAGAGUGAAUCUAAACCUCGAAAGGCCGACGAGCUGUUCAUCGUGGAUCAACACGCCUCAGACGAAAAGUAUAACUUUGAAAGAUUGCAGCAGGAGACGGUGGUGGGCAAUCAGAGGCUCGUUCGCCCCAAGCAGCUUGACCUGACUGCCGUGGAAGAAGAGAUCUUGAUUGAAAACUCGUUGGCAUUGCAGAAGAACGGAUUUCUUGUUAGCAUCGAUACCACCGAGAACGAGCCCAUCGGGCAAAGAUGUAAACUAGUCAGCCUUCCUUUAAGCAAGGAGGUGACAUUUGGACUUGAGGAUCUGGAGGAACUGCUACAUCUUCUUACAGAGUCCCCAGGACUCACGCAAACAUCAAUAGUUCCUCGACCCAGCAAAGUCCGAAAGAUGUUUGCCAUGCGAGCAUGUCGAUCCAGUAUCAUGAUUGGCAGACCACUGUCGGAGACAAAGAUGAGGACAGUCGUCUCUCACAUGGCCGAUCAUCAUGGCUCCAGCAGCGAAAAGAAAACAGUCUACAAUCCCAGAAGGUCUGACAUUGUCUUCGUGUCAUGUUUUCUGGCUACGAGCGCUCACCUAUAUGGCAUGACAGGGUACCGGGAGGACAAAUCUAAGGGCAUAAUGCUCCGGUUCGAGGACUCUCUACCACGUUUACCAGUGCCCACCCUCGAAGAGACUGCAGAACGCUAUUUGAAAUCCGUACAUCCUCUCCUACAGUCAGACGAAUAUUUGAGGACUGAGGCCGCUGUCAAAAAAUUCCUGGAGCCGAACUCGCAUGCCCAAACACUGCAAAAACGAUUAGUGGCGCGCCGAGACGAUCCAAAGCACAAGAACUGGUUAUAUGAGUGGUGGAACGAAGCCGCAUAUCUUGCUUACAGAGACCCCAUUGUCCCCUAUGUCUCGUACUUCUAUUCCUUCCGGGAUGAUAGGAGGCGGAGAAACCCAGCAAAGAGAGCUGCUGCCAUCACCACUGCCGCAUUGGAAUUUCAACGCCAGGUGGAAGAAGGCAGCUUAGAGCCCGAGUAUAUGCGGAAGCAACCAAUGUCCAUGUCCAGCUAUCAGUAUAUGUUCAACUGCUCACGGGUGGCUGCUGAGAAAGCGGACUAUCCAGUCAAAUUUGACUGGAAAAAUAACCAACACAUUGUUGUUAUUCGAAAGAAUCAGUUCUUUAAAGUGCCUACACAUGUUGAUGGACAACAGCUGACCACCUCUGAGCUCGAACUCCAGUUUAGCAAUAUCUACAAGAAGGCGGCAAGAUCGCCCGCAAUUGGUGCCCUCACUUCCCUCCCCCGAGAUGCUGGGGCAUCCGCAAGGGUGAAUCUCCUUAACGCCUCCCCAGCAAAUGCUGCCGCUCUUGAGGCAAUAGAGUCAUCGAGCUUUAUUGUUUGCCUGGAUGACGCUGCUCCCAUAACACUGGAGGAGCGGGCUCAUGCUUACUGGCAUGGAGAUGGUACAAACCGAUGGUUUGACAAGCCUUGCGAGUUUAUCAUCAAUGAUAAUGGCACCGCCGGGUUUACUGGCGAACAUUCCAUGAUGGAUGGGACACCAACUCACAGACUUUGCGAUACCAUCAAUGCUCUCAUCUUCAGCGAAAGGCUUGACUUUGGAAACCCUUCCGUCCGAUCUAAUCUCGCUGAACCAUCAGCUCUUCGUUUUGAGAUUAGUUCGCAGGUUCAAGAUGACAUUGCAAAUGCACACAAGCUUUUUCAAGAGGUGAUUGCACAACAUGAGCUAAGAGUUCAGGCUUAUCAAGGAUAUGGCAAAGGCCUGAUCAAGAAGUUCAAAUGCAGCCCUGAUGCGUAUGUCCAGAUGAUUAUUCAGCUGGCGUAUCAUAAGAUGUAUGGCAAGAAUCGGCCGACUUACGAAACUGCAGCGACCCGCAAGUUUCAACAGGGUCGGACUGAAACGUGCCGGACAGUCUCAGAUGAGUCCGUUGCAUUCUGCAAUGCGAUGGCAGACCCUGAAGUUGGGCGCGCCGAAUGCGAAAAGCUUUUCAGAGCUGCGGUGAACGCGCAUAUCAGAUAUAUUGCUCAUGCGAGCGACGGGCGUGGUGUAGACAGACACCUCUUCGGAUUGAAGAAGCUGAUCGGGGAAGGAGAGGAAACCCCAGAGCUAUUCACAGAUCCAGCGUACACAUACAGCAGUACGUGGUACAUCAGUAGUAGUCAACUCAGCAGUGAAUUCUUCAACGGUUAUGGCUGGAGUCAAGUCAUUGACCAGGGUUGGGGUAUUGCAUAUAUGAUAAAUGAGAACAGCAUCCAAUUUAAUAUCGUCUGCAAGCAUCUCGGCGCUGAAAGGAUGAGCUUCUAUCUCAACGAAGCUGCUGGCGAUAUCAGAGACAUGUUGAUGCCGAGCUUGGAGGCACCAAAAGCCAAGCUUUAA
Endocarpon pusillum Z07020 is the source of this 4833-nucleotide messenger RNA. RefSeq lists its product as uncharacterized. Gene Ontology annotation, molecular function: ATP binding; mismatched DNA binding; ATP hydrolysis activity. Gene Ontology annotation, biological process: mismatch repair. The record is from RefSeq and is a predicted model, not a curated record. The coding region runs from base 1 to 4833 and encodes 1610 amino acids. Lineage: Eukaryota; Fungi; Ascomycota; Eurotiomycetes; Verrucariales; Verrucariaceae. Gene Ontology annotation, cellular component: MutLalpha complex. The transcript is spliced from 3 exons.